UAUUUUUAAGGUAAUUUUUGGUGUAUGAUGGAGGUGUAUGAUGAGUGGUGUAAUGAUGAUGGAUGAUGGAGAAAAUCAGAAAUUUUUUAAGAGCAUCCUCCCUAUUUAAGCUAUUCCGCUUUAUAAAUUUUUUCAACCCCCAAAACGUAUCUAAAAAUGAGGUUCGCCUGUAUAAUUGUUUAAAAAAUCAGAAAUUUUUUAAUAAAGACGGUUGUUAUUCCUUGGUUGGCAGAACAGGCGGUAAACAACCACUAAGUUUGGAUAGCGGUUGUAUUCAGGCAAUAACUAAUUCGGAAUUAUUUUAA
Messenger RNA from Meloidogyne enterolobii, 305 nucleotides. NCBI's taxonomy places the organism in Eukaryota, Metazoa, Nematoda, Chromadorea, Rhabditida, Meloidogynidae. The record is from the annotation of a GenBank genome assembly.